Uranotaenia lowii is the source of this 3314-nucleotide messenger RNA. RefSeq names its product zinc finger SWIM domain-containing protein 8 homolog. Bases 1 to 3237 code for a protein of 1078 amino acids. NCBI's taxonomy places the organism in Eukaryota, Metazoa, Arthropoda, Insecta, Diptera, Culicidae. The transcript is spliced from 5 exons. Gene Ontology annotation, cellular component: Cul2-RING ubiquitin ligase complex. The record is from RefSeq and is a predicted model, not a curated record.
AUGGAUGGAAGGAAGGAGGAAACCAGACCCGGAGGUGGCCCGAAGACGCUCGCGGGACGAAAACAUAGUGGAAAUGUACCGAUUCCAAAAUAUGUCAUCGAGAGCUGUCAUUCAAAGCGAAUAUGGUACAUGCUAUCGUCAUACGAAAAUAAGUCCAACGGUACCGGUCCCGAAACCAUGUAUCUGGACAAAUACAAUGUCCCCCAACAAAUGUACCGAUAUCCGAUAAUAUCGCCCAGCUCAGCAACGACAAACGCCUGGGAUAUUUUAUUUGCUCGUGCUGAAGGUUUACACGCCCAUGGUCAUGGUCGGGAAGCGUGUAUUUUAGGUGUGCGUUUAGCCGAAGAAAUGCUGGCUAAUCCACCUAAUCUAAUGAUUGAGCUACCGCCACCUCCAAAAAAGAAGGGUAAGAAACAUAAUAUCAAUCCAAUAUCCCAUCAACUCAGUGUGUUGGCAUCGGCAACUUUGGCAAAGUGUGCAUUUUUGUGCACAGUUCUCGCGGAAAAUUCGGAACACUAUCACUUAGCUUUUCGAGUGUGUUUGUAUGGAUUGGAGAUGUCACGUCCACCGGCGAGUACGAAACCACUAGAAGUUAAAUUAGCUAAUCAAGAAUCAGAUUUACUGGCUUUAUUGAAACGCAUUCCUCUAGGCCAUGCCGAAUUGAAAAUCAUUCGUGACAGAGCAGAGGCCCUAAGAGAUGGUGCUUUGAAGUCACGUGGAGAGGCCCUUCUACCCAUAAUGCUUGCCAGUUUUAUUUUUGAUGCACUGGUUAUGCCUGGUAUUAUAGGUAAGGAAAAUCGAAUGAAAGUGAUGAGUCAGGCGUUCAGAUUACCAACGGACGAAAAUCUAGGUUUCGAGGCUGCGGUGGCAGCUUUGGGCCUUAAGGCGAAUGUUUCGGAAGCAGAACAUCCUUUGCUUUGUGAAGGAACUCGGCGGCAACGUGGUGAUCUAGCAUUAACACUUCUUUCCUACUAUAAAGACGAUCCAAGAAAAAUAUGCCGUGUUAUGGAGAAACUUUUGGACCGGGAAAUUCACUCAUUGAAUAAAACUGCAUUGUUGCCGUCUUACUACUCGAAUAAUCCACCGACGAGAAGCCAAUUUUCUCAAAUACGCAUGGAGGAGUAUGAGGCGAGCAAUCAGCAGUUAUACGGAGAACUGCAACAACAUCAUGCAGGCAUACCUCAAAAUGAUUUCAUGGUCAACAGCCGUCCUCAAAGUAGUACUAGCGCUGAAGUUGAAAUCGGAAUGGGUGCAUUGAGCUUAGGCCAACCGCAACAGCUUCCUGCAGGACCAACAUCGGGGCCACCCAACUCACAACCCAUUAUAUCCGGCCCUCCAGGUAGUGUCACAGGGUCGGUUUCAACCACAACAACACGAUCUAAAGAUUCUCGUUACAAAGGAAAGCGGGUUUAUCCUUCAAUUCCAAACCAACCUUCGGAAGCCAGCGCUCAUUUUAUGUUUGAGCUAGCCAAGAAUGUUCUGACGAAAGCUGGCGGAACCUCGUCAACAUCACUGUUUACACAGGCCUCAACAAACCAGAAUCAUCAGGGACCUCACCGAGGGUUGCAUAUGUGCGCUUUCCAACUCGGUUUGUAUGCCCUGGGACUUCAUAACUGCGUCAGCCCUAAUUGGCUAUCACGAACGUAUUCAUCGCACGUUUCGUGGAUUAUUGGUCAGGCUAUUGACAUAGGAGCACCAGCUAUUUCGUUCCUGAUUGACGCCUGGGAAGGUCAUUUGACACCACCGGAAGCUGCCGGAAUGGCAGAUAGAGCAUCGUCUCGAGGAUGGGAUAGUAACAUGGUUAUACCAGCUGCUGAGCUGGCAUUGUCGGUUCUACCGCACUCAGCUGCAUUAAAUCCGAAUGAAAUACAGCGAGCCAUUUUGCAGUGUAAAGAACAAAGCGAUCGAAUGUUAGAGCGAGCUUGUAUUACUGUUGAAAAUGCUGCAAAGGGAGGUGGAGUGUAUCCGGAAGUUUUAUUCCAAGUUGCUCGCCAUUGGUAUGAAUUAUAUUUGCGCAAUACUCCUGGAGGAGAAUUGGAACCAAACGAGCAGCAUGAGUAUUUCAAUGUGAAUCUGAUGUCGCUGAUGGAUGCAGGUGAUUUACAACAACAGUCUCAACCUCCACCACCUGCAAAUCCUCCAGUAGUAGUGAGCGCUACACCACCACAACCUUAUCAACAAACGGUUACUACAUUGGCACCCAUUGGGCUGGCCCCAUACGCACCUUAUAGUUUCCCAUGCCAGGGAAUAUACCAUCAGAAUAUUCCCUACCAUGCCAACCAGAUGCAGAUGUACAUUUCAACGCCUCCACAGUUCCAGUAUCCACCGCCUGCGCCUCACAGUAAUCCUCCGCAGCAACCUCCAGGUGGUUACCAACCACCAUUGAAUCCAAGCUACCAACCCAUGCAGCCGCAUCCGUCUAUGCCUCCUCAAGGAUACAAUCCUCAACAGUACCCUCAAGUGCCGGUACAGGGAGUUCAAGUGCAGGUUCCACCACCCCAACCUAAUCAGCAACAGAUGCAGCAAAAUCUUCAAUAUUACGGUCCUCAAGGUGUUCCGUUACAGCAACCUCCACAACCGCAACAGCCCCCUCCUCCGCGUCCACAGCCUGGUCAUGGUUAUCCACCAUACCCCGGUGUUCCUCCUUCGACACCGCCAGUACGCCAGCGACAUCCACAUCAGUUCACUCCAACUCAGUUGCGGUAUCUGCUUGCCGCCUACAAUGCUGGCAUGCUAGCUUUGGAGACACUAGCUCGACGCGUUCACGAUGACCGCCCCCAGGCCAAGUAUGCCAGAAACCCUCCUUACGGAGAUGACGUAAAAUGGCUACUGCGCAUCUCGAAACGUCUAGGAACGCAGUACCUGCACCAGUUUUGCGUCUGUGCGGUCAAUUCUAUCGUAUCGCCGUUUGUGUUGCAUGAAGUGGCCAUCGAAUCCGCUCACUAUCUGGCGCGGAACAAUCCCGCUUUAGUAAUGCAGCAUCUUCGCUCAGCGUUGGCACCGCUAAUGCAAAAGUGCCAACAAAUGUACAUUCAAUGUAUCCAUCAGAAGUUAUAUCACCUCACGGUUGCGGACUAUGAAGAGUUUACCAACAUAAUAUUGUCGGCUCGAAAUGCAUUCCAGAUUACACCAGAAGGAAGUGCGCAAUUCAAAGACUGGCUUCAAUCUAUCAAAAAAUCAAAAUCUUGUAAAAAAGAGCUACUGUCGCAGAUAAAUUCAGCCCUUAACUCUAAAUGACAAAGACUAGAAUCGAUCGGUUCCGAAUUGAACAAUCUCAUUUCGGCAGCCGGCAGUGCCUCAAAUGUAACAGCAGU